Magallana angulata is the source of this 2982-nucleotide messenger RNA. RefSeq names its product major facilitator superfamily domain-containing protein 8-like. Gene Ontology annotation, molecular function: transmembrane transporter activity. The transcript has a single exon. NCBI's taxonomy places the organism in Eukaryota, Metazoa, Mollusca, Bivalvia, Ostreida, Ostreidae. The record is from RefSeq and is a predicted model, not a curated record. Bases 1 to 1497 code for a protein of 498 amino acids. Gene Ontology annotation, biological process: transmembrane transport.
AUGCACCUACAAACCGGAAAUAUAUUGAAUUUCUGCUUGGUUUAUCUUCUCCGAUACGUCUGCGUAACCUGCCAAAGAAAAAACAAUAACUUUCUAAUGUCACAGAAAUGCAGAAAACGCAUGACAUACUUGAUAUGUGGAUUAUUCUUUCUAAUGGGAGGAAUAGAAUACGCUGUGAUUCUCCCGACAUUGUGGCUUUACAUGAAGAACGACUUCAGUGCUCGCCCGUAUUUCCUCGGAUUUGUUCUAUCCGCUUUCAGUUUCUCGGCGCUCUUGUUCUCACCCGUAAUCGGCAGGUGCGCGGACGUAUUUCGGAGACCUAAACUUCUGCUGAUUCUUUGUACUCUGUGGGAAAUAGCUGGAAAUGCGAUGUAUUUCAUGGGGAUCUCAAAGUGGUUUUUAUUGGGCAGCCGAUUAGUGAGUGGGUUAGGUGCCGGUGGGGAGGCCCUAAUCCUGGCCGAAAUAGGUAGAGUGACGUCAGAGGAGGAUAGAACAGGCAUUAUAUCUACCCUCGUGUCCAUGAGACAACUAGGGCUUAUAUUUGGACCAGGACUCAACUUUUUUCUACGUCUUUCUCACUUCUACAUUGGACCAUUUCUUGUGGAUAAAUUCAGUGCUCCAGGUGCAUUUAUGGCUUGCAUGUGGACGUUGCAGUGUUUGUUACUUAUUUUCUUUUUCACAGAUCUUCAUAUUAUACAUGGGAACAGUGAACAUGAAAUUAGAGCCACAGAGGAAAUCAACAGCCAGAAAAGAAUUAUCGGUUCUAACGACGAUGAAAAAUGCAGAAAACUGACAUUAAAAUUAUUGUAUGAUGACUACAUUCGUGAGGAAAUAAUUGUUUUGAUUGCAUUACAGUUCAACAGCUUUUUCAACCAGGUGGCACUAGAAACCAUGGCAACACCUUUAUCCCAGAAAUUACUAAAUUGGGGCGAGAUUGAAAACAGCCUCAUGUAUUGUAUAGCUGGGGUAGAAGUGGUUCUUGUUUUCAUGUUAGUGAGAUUUCUCAGCAAGCGAUUGCAGGACCGUACCAUGCUAGUGUUUGGCUGUGCCAUACUCACUCUUGCCAAUUGUUGGUUAAUGUACGUAGUCCCUCACACCUCACCAGAUAAUCCUCAGAAAAACAUUGCUUUUUUUGCACUAGGUAUAAUUCUAGACAUGAUAGCAUUGCCAUUUUUGGUUGUAUGCAGCAUAUCUUUGUUCUCGAAAUUGACCAGGAAAGACUCCCAAGGACUUAGCCAGGGAAUUAGGAGGAGUGUAGUGGGGGUCAGCUGUAUUUUGGCCCCACUGUGGGCGGGAUCAACCAUUGACAAACCAUACAUUAUGUUUGGGGUAAUGAUUGGACUGCUAGUCAUGGCCUUGACAAUGUUGAUCAUAUCUUUCAGCAAACUGAAUACAAACAAGGAUGGUAAAGGUACCCAUCAGAUUACUCAGGAAACACUGUCAUCUGUACAGCACGAACAAGAUCAGGAAAGACAACCAUUACUGUCUCAGAACUAAUAUUUUGAUAUAUUUUCUUGUUACUUCAUUUACUUUUUAUUUACUGGUAUAUGUGAUAAACAUGAUCCAAGUACAUGUACCAGUACUUUUUUGCUCAGAUGAAUUUUACUACAUUUAUUCAUCUCAGGAAUAUGAAUGACAGAGCUUCAUUUUUCUAAAGAUUUUUGCUUUUACAGCAUUAAUCUAUAUAGCAUUCCUACUUACAACUUAUUUACUUGUAGUACUUGUAAAAAAUCAGGUAUAUUUCUUGAUUACUAAUUUUAUGUGAUAUGUUGAAAUAUGUUUACAUGUAGUUUUCAGAAUGAUUUGUUAUAGGGCACAUUGUUCAUUCCAAUAUCUAUGCUUACAAUAUAAGCCAUACUUACAUACAAUAAAUUGUUUAGUUUCACCAUCAUUGAAUUGCAUAUUUUUAAUCACUGUAAAACGAAAAAAUAACUUGGCACAUACAUAUUUUAAUGCUAAUGCAAGUGCUUAUACAUUGGCGCAAAUAAAAUUUAGCACUUACACCUAUUUCAAGAGACAGAAAAUAUUUUUUUUGUGUUUUAUCAACAACGCCGGGAUUUAAUUUUGUGUUUGCUCACGCAUGUAAACACAUACUGUCGUUUCAAUAAUAUUCGAGGGUAUCAAUUUUCGUGGAUAAAGUAAAAAACAUGGUUUCAAGGAUACUUAAAUUUGUGGCCAUUGAUCCUUUCAAUACAAAUUAUUGGUAGAAAUUGCACUUCAAUGAACACUUAAUUUCAUGGAUAAACUUAACAAUGAAAUCCACGAAAAUUGGUAUUCAACGAAUAUUGAUGAAACCACAGUAUUAGGCUUUGUAUCAUUAAAACUUUAUGCAUGUACAAUGUACAUGGAUAUAAAUUUAUGUAUUAAGAUCUAAAUUUUGAAUUAUUAAUAAAGUUAUAUAUAUAUUAAGAGUGGUCCAUGGACCUUGAUGGAGUUUAAAAAGGCCAGCAACAAUCUGUGCCUACAUGGUGGCAUUGCACACUUUCACUCAGAACUGCUGCAGAUGUAGAUUAUACUAUACAUGCAUGUUUUUAAUUGAAUUUAUCAAACCAUCAAUGUAUCUUGUAUGAAGUACACAAGUAAUUAUGAUUUAAUUUAUAUUAAUCAUUAAUAUAGAUUAUAUCAUUAGGAAAUUUUAAAAAUGUGUCUAUUACUAGAGCCCCAUUCUACAGGCUCCAUGAAGUGAUCAAUUUGCCCAUGUAUCAUCCAAGUCACUUUCACCACAGCAUACUUGGAUAAAGCAGUACAUGUAUUAUUGAAUAAAAGUUUAUAACAAUUUUCAGUACAUUUACUGUAGAAGCACAUAUUUUUGUUGGGUUAAAAUUUUGUUGUUUUUAAACCUAAUGCAGUUUCAUAUUUAAUUUCGUUAUAUCGUAAUCCCUAAUAUGUAUUGCGUAUCAGCUCUCGAUUCAUUAAAACUCAAGUUAAAAAUUCCAUCUUGAAUUUUAUUUCAUUGAUUUAUACUGCCAACAAAAAUUAUGA